Lecanosticta acicola is the source of this 3243-nucleotide messenger RNA. NCBI's taxonomy places the organism in Eukaryota, Fungi, Ascomycota, Dothideomycetes, Mycosphaerellales, Mycosphaerellaceae. The record is from the annotation of a GenBank genome assembly.
AUGGACGACGAGCUGUUCGAUGUCUUCGACGAGAAGGCAGCCAAACCCACCAAGAAAGGCAACAAGAAGAGGUCCCUCAAUGGCGAUAUUAAGAGUUCCCAAAAUGGAGACACGAUCAUGACCGAUGCGCGCGAUGUCGCAGUGGACGCAGAAACCGACCGCGAUGCAUCAGUGCGUAGCCAGAAGCGCCAGCGAAAAGACGACGAGCCCGAGCCGAUUAUCACAGAUACAUUUGAAACUGAGCAGUCUCGAGAAGUCGCAGCGGCGGCUGGUCUACAGGCCUCGAAGGAUGAUACAGCGGUCGUGUUGCAACAUCAGGUCCGCCAUCAGGUCUCACUGCCGCCCGACUACGAAUAUGUCCCUAUCUCGAAUCACCAGCGCCCCGAAGAGCCUGCACGCACCUGGCCCUUCACCCUCGAUCCCUUCCAAGAGGUUUCCAUUGCAUCCAUUGAGCGAAAUGAGAGUGUUCUCGUAUCGGCGCACACAAGUGCUGGCAAGACGGUGGUAGCUGAGUACGCGAUCGCGCAGUGCUUGAAGAACAACCAGCGAAUCAUCUACACAAGUCCAAUCAAGGCCCUCAGCAAUCAGAAGUAUCGCGAGUUCAAUGCCGAGUUUGGAGAUGUUGGUCUCAUGACUGGAGAUGUCACGAUCAAUCCAACCGCGACCUGUUUGGUGAUGACCACGGAGAUUUUGCGGUCUAUGCUCUACCGUGGUAGCGAGAUCAUGCGCGAGGUGGCUUGGGUUGUCUUCGAUGAGGUACAUUACAUGCGGGACAAGUCAAGAGGAGUUGUUUGGGAAGAGACGAUCAUUUUACUUCCGGACAAGGUGCGAUACGUCUUUCUGUCUGCCACAAUACCCAACGCCAUGCAGUUCGCGGAGUGGAUCACGAAGACACACAACCAACCUUGUCACGUUGUAUACACCGACUUCCGACCUACGCCACUCCAACACUACUUCUUUCCAUCCGGUGCAGAUGGCAUCCAUCUGAUUGUGGACGAGAAAGGUGUUUUCCGAGAAGAGAACUUCAAUAAGGCCAUGUCAUCUAUCGCUGAGAAAGCUGGCGAUGAUGGAUCAGACCCUUUGGCCAAGCGGAAGGGGAAGGGCAAGGACAAGAAGACCAACAAGGGAGGACGCAAGGACGGUCCUACGGACAUCUACAAGAUCGUGAAGAUGAUUAUGAUGAAGAACUACAAUCCUGUCAUCGUGUUCUCAUUCUCAAAGCGCGAAUGCGAGAACUACGCUCUGCAGAUGAGCCAGUUGGCAUUCAACGACGAAUCGGAAAAGGCGAUGGUUUCUAAAGUGUUCUCGUCGGCGAUAGAGUCGCUGUCUGAUGAAGACAAGGAGCUCCCCCAGAUCCAACACAUCCUGCCACUUCUGCGCCGUGGUAUUGGCAUUCAUCAUUCCGGUCUUCUCCCCAUUUUGAAAGAGACCAUUGAGAUUCUCUUCCAAGAGGGUCUCAUCAAAGUUCUCUUCGCUACUGAGACCUUCUCCAUCGGUCUCAACAUGCCGGCGAAGACCGUCGUGUUCACAUCCGUGCGGAAAUUCGACGGUGUCUCUUUAAGAUGGGUGACGCCCAGUGAGUUCAUUCAAAUGUCUGGACGUGCCGGACGUAGAGGGCUCGAUGAGCGCGGUAUCGUCAUCAUGAUGAUUGAUGAGCAAAUGGAACCGACUAUCGCGAAGGAGAUCGUCAGAGGCGAGCAAGACAAGCUUAACAGCGCCUUCUAUCUUGGCUACAACAUGAUCUUGAACUUGAUGCGCGUUGAGGCUAUCAGUCCGGAGUUCAUGCUCGAGAGAUGUUUCUUUCAAUUUCAAAACGCAGCUUCCGUGUCCGGACUGGAAAAGGAGCUCGUCGAACUCGAGCAGAAGCGUGCCGACAUGAUUAUUGACAACGAGGCGGAGAUCAAGGAGUAUUACGACCUUCGGCAGACUUUGACCAAUUAUGCCAACGAAAUGAAGGCGGUCAUCACACAUCCUCAGUAUUUGCUGAAGUUCCUGCAGGCCGGCCGUCUUGUCAAGAUCAAGUACAAGGACUACGACUUUGGCUGGGGAGCAGUGGUGAAUUUCAUGAAGUGCCGUCUCCAGAAAGGCCAGAAAGAGGAGGACUUACCGCCAUCACAGUCCGUCGUUGUCGAUGUUCUUAUGAACGUCGCAGCAGAGGUCGUGCCGCCGCCUCCUGGCUCGAAGCUGACGGAAGACCUUCCCCCGGGUAUUCGACCACCGGCUCCUGGUGAGAAGGGUAAGAUGGAAGUUGUGCCUGUUAUGAAUGGCACAAUUGACAGCGUUGGCCACCUGCGCGUCUUCCUGCCAAACGAUCUGCGCACACAGGAUCAGAAGAACACCGUCCGCAAAGCUUUGGAAGAGAUUGCCCGUCGAUUCCCCGACGGCAUCGCGAUUCUCGACCCGAUUGAGAACAUGGGAAUCAACGACGACGGCUUCAAAAAGCUGCUUCGCAAGAUCGAAGUGCUUGAACACAAGCUGCUCUCCUCUCCACUGCACAAGUCAGAGCAGCUGCCAGGGCUAUACGAGCAGUAUGCAGCCAAGAUGGAGAUCACUCAGCAGAUAAAGGCAGUCAAGAAAAAGAUCGCCGAUGCUCUGUCUGUACUACAGCUGGAUGAGCUAAAGAAUCGCAAGCGUGUCCUGCGACGUAUCGGAUUUGUUAAUGACGCCGAUGUUGUUCAGCUGAAGGCCCGCGUUGCUUGUGAGAUCUCCACCGGCGAUGAACUCGUUCUCUCUGAGCUCUUGUUUAAUCGCUUUUUCAACGAGCUGUCUCCAGAGCAGUGUGCAGCUGCACUCAGCUGCUUCAUCUUCGAAGAAAAGAGCGAAGAUCCAGAGACCAUCCGCGAAGAAUUGGCAAAGCCUUUUCGGGAAAUUCAAGCGCAGGCUCGUCAAGUGGCCAAGAUCAGCACCGAAAGCAAGGUCGUUAUCAAUGAAGAGGAAUAUCUUCAGACCUUCAAGCCUCAGCUGAUGGAGGUCGUCUUCUCAUGGUGCAACGGCGCAAGCUUUGCACAGAUCUGGUAGGUAUUGAUUCCAAAGUUUCGACUAUAAAUGCUGACCUGAUCCAGCAAAAUGACGGACGUAUACGAAGGCAGUCUGAUCAGACUAUUCCGCCGUCUCGAAGAAUUACUGAGACAAAUGGCGCAGGCCUCGAAGGUCAUGGGUAGCGAGGAGCUGGAACAGAAGUUCGAGACGGCACUGAGUAAGGUAAGACGUGACAUUGUCGCAGCGCAGAGCUUGUACCUCUAG